CUACAGCUGCUGGGCGUGGUCCACGUUGAGCUGUGCUGUUCUGGCGUAUCUGGGGAUUCCCAAAGAAAGCGAGGAAACCAAGGCCUGAGCUUCUGGGGUGGUGGGCAGGGGCGGGGGAGCGGAAGGAAACAGAUCAUGGAAAGGAACAACAUCAUUGAUUUCAAGGCUUUGGAGAAAGAGCUGCAGGCUGCACUCGCUGCUGAUGAGAAAUACAAACGGGAGAAUGCUGCCAAGUUACGGGCAGUGGAACAGAAGGUGGCUUCCUAUGAGGAGUUCAGGGGUAUUGUCCUUGCAUCACAUCUGAAGCCACUGGAGCGGAAAGACAAGAUAGGAGGAAAGAGGACUGUGCCCUGGAACUGUCACACUACUGAGAGAGGGACCUCCCAGGAGGAGGCCACUGAAAUCUCCCAGGAGAAAACACUUCUCCAGCCCGAGACCUCCGCAGAGUUCUACCGUGCUUGGCGGCGACACCUGCGGAGUGGGACAGAGCGCUACCAGGCCCUGCUGCAGCUCGGAGGUUCAAAGCUGGGUCACCUCUUCCAGAUGGACGUGGGGUUCGGACUUCUAGGGGAGCUGCUGGUGGCACUGGCCGAACACGUGAGGCCAACCGACCGGUUGGUGGUGCUAGGGAUCCUGCGCAGCCUGGCCAGCACCAGGCGCUUCACCCUGAACCUGAGCCUGCUGAGCCAGGUGGAGAGAGAGGCCUGCAGAGGCCUGUUUCAGAAGCUGCAGGCCAUGAGUACUCUCAGACCCACAGAGGAGGAGGAGGGGCUCGGCCAGGAGGAGGAGCGGGGUCUGGAGGAGCAGCCUGGUGAGAUCCAGGAGGAGGAAAGGCUUUUGCAAGAGUUGCUGGGGGUGUACCAGGUGGAUUGACCGGACCAGUUGCCUCCAGAGCCCCCCAGUGGUCACUGGAGGCUUUUUCUGCUUGUUGUCCUGGGGGCUCUGCAGGACUGUAAUGAGAAGCCCACACCUGAUUUCCUUCUCAGCUUGGAAUUUUCAGAGCAAAUAAAAGAAUCGAAUCUUCCUGA
This is a messenger RNA of Herpailurus yagouaroundi (jaguarundi), 1028 nucleotides long. It is a transcript of the gene DNAAF19, whose product is annotated as dynein axonemal assembly factor 19. Gene Ontology annotation, cellular component: outer dynein arm. The record is from RefSeq and is a predicted model, not a curated record. The coding region runs from base 136 to 873 and encodes 245 amino acids. The transcript is spliced from 4 exons. Gene Ontology annotation, biological process: determination of left/right symmetry; inner dynein arm assembly; epithelial cilium movement involved in extracellular fluid movement. Lineage: Eukaryota; Metazoa; Chordata; Mammalia; Carnivora; Felidae.